Messenger RNA from Daktulosphaira vitifoliae (grape phylloxera), 1182 nucleotides. RefSeq names its product AP-3 complex subunit sigma-1 (gene or). The record is from RefSeq and is a predicted model, not a curated record. Gene Ontology annotation, cellular component: intracellular membrane-bounded organelle; AP-3 adaptor complex; membrane coat. Lineage: Eukaryota; Metazoa; Arthropoda; Insecta; Hemiptera; Phylloxeridae. The coding region runs from base 194 to 769 and encodes 191 amino acids. Gene Ontology annotation, biological process: intracellular protein transport; Golgi to vacuole transport. The transcript has 5 exons.
UGCUAACUUUACAGACACCUUUUAUUAUUAUCUACAUUUACUUGAAAAUUGUUAUCUAAUUUAACUAUUUUUGAUUAUUAAAAUUUUUUAGUUCUUGUAAUACAAAAAACUAUAGUAGUUAAAAACUCUUAGGCUUAAUGACUGAAAUACAAAUUGAAAAAUUAAAUUAUAAUUGAUCAUUUUAAAACUUGGGAUGAUUAAAGCAAUAUUGGUUUUCAAUAAUUAUGGAAAACCUAGGCUUUCUAAGUUUUAUCAAUUUUUUAAUGAAGAUAUGCAACAACAAAUUAUUAAGGAAACUUUUCAAUUAGUAUCGAAGCGUGAUGAUAAUGUGUGUAAUUUCCUUGAAGGUGGAAGCCUCAUUGGAGGAUCAGAUUACAAAUUGAUUUAUCGCCAUUAUGCAACUUUAUAUUUUGUGUUUUGUGUUGAUUCAUCAGAAUCCGAACUUGGUAUUUUAGAUUUAAUUCAAGUGUUUGUUGAAACCCUCGAUAAAUGUUUUGAAAAUGUUUGUGAACUUGACCUCAUUUUUCAUGUUGACAAGAUUCAUUAUAUAUUAAAUGAAUUAGUGAUGGGUGGCAUGGUACUGGAAACUAACAUGACUGAGAUUCUUUCACGUAUUGAAGAACAAAACAAAUUGGAAAAGCAAGAAGCUGGAAUUGCUGGUGCACCAUCUAGGGCUGUUUCAGCUAUGAAAAAUAUGAAUAUACCACAACAAUUAAAAGAUAUGAAACUUCCAGAUCUUCCUCAAGCAAUAAAAGAAUUAAAGUUCUGACAUUCAAAGAACAAACUGGUUUGUACAGAACCAUAUCAUAAUUACACAAACUAAAUAUAGUUGAUCAAAUAUUGAAUUAUAAUGUUCGAGAAAUAAUCAAUAAUUUAUUUUAUUAAAGAUAUUUAAGAAUUUAUCAAUUAAAUUCUGUAUCUUCAAUUUCAGGUUAUAUUAUAUUGUGAAAUAUAAUUACAAAAAAAAAUCCAUUAAUUUAAUUUUUGUUUAUUCACAUUUGUAUGUUUUAAUUAAAAAAAGUAUAUAAUUACUCAUUAAUUUUUCAAUUAUACAGCUAUUUGUUAUUAAUACUGUAGAUAAGUUAAUUAAUAUUUAAAAAAUCUCUUUUCUUUUGUAUUGUUUUAAUUUAUAUAAUUUAUUAUUUUUUUGUAAGUAUAAAAUAUAACAAAUAAGUUAUAUCA